GUUUGAAUGGUUUGAAUUGUUUACCGUUUGGUGGCAAGCAAAAAGAAAUCGAAUUUCAUAAUAAUGUAUUGUAACUUUUGAACUAGUUGUGUUUGUCUUCUAGACGUCGCUAUGAAUUCCCAAGUAGUUUCCAGAAUCGAUGACGAUAACAUUAAACCGUUUAUGCUUGAGAAUGCCAUUACAAGCAUUCACGGCGGGAACAAACUUGGAAGGAAAGCACGAUCCAAAUUGUUGAAAAAUGUACUCAUCGAAAAUUUCAACGAAUCUAGUAUUACAAAAUCAUCUGUUUGGAUUCGUGCGCAACUGAAGGAAGUUUCUAAUGGUCCUGUAGGAUCGCAAGGAUAUAUAAAUGAGGAGAAAACCCUAACUACACACAAUAUAGAAUUGAACAUCAACAAAACUGCAAUCAAGUCGGUUAAAUGCACUGACUGCGACAAAUGUGAUGUAAAAUGUCCUCAAAUUUUCACUUUUCUUGUAUGGUUGCAAAAUGAACAGAAAAAAGUUAAAAACGAACGAAACCAAGUUCACGCUUUAAAACCUGAAAAAGAAGAAAUUCAAGUCUCACUGGUGGAACUCAAAUCAGCUAAGAGUUUGUCAAUGUUCAGCUUGAUUCGUGAGUUCUCAACCAGUGACCCUGAUGAAUUUCUGCUUUAUUGCACAAAGCGAAUGCAAGAGGAAAAUUGUUCCAAUGCUCUAAUGUUAACCGUUGGACAAACGGGCAUCUAUCUUAGGAAUGAAUUAAGAAAAGGUCGAAUCACCGCAUCCAGUCUUCACGAUGCCUCUCGAUGCAGCCUGAAGAAUGAUUCAAUCACCAAACAAGUAAUGCGUACCAGUUUGGGAUUAUCAUUUACCGUGAGCCGAGGUACCGAUUUGGAAGGUCGUGUGUUCGCCGUUCUGAAGGAACAAUAUCCGUCUCUGCGAGAAACGGGUCUGGUUCUUGAUCCUGAACUCCCUUGGAUGGGGGCUAGUCCAGAUGGAAUCAGUGACGAUUUUGUAUUGGAGAUCAAGUGUCCCAAUACACCGAGGAAGUACAAACGUUACAUCGACGUGAAGAAGCUGCCCAGGAAGUGUUUCGCGCAAAUUCAACUGCAAAUGCACCUGACACACAAUGCGAAAGCACUGCUCGGCGUAGCAGCGGUUGAUUUCGAGACAACUCGGAACGUAGCGCAAGUGUGGAUCGAAUACAAUCGGCAGUAUGUUGAUAAAGUGGUGAAGGAUGCUUGCAAGUAUUGGAAGAAGAGCGUAUUUCCGGCCCUUUUGGGAAAGCGCACCAAUAAAACGAAAACUUGAUUGAACUAUUUUUAAGUUUAUGAAAUUGAACAAAAAAAAACUCGUAUUAGUUGUUAGUAUGUAUUUAGCUUAGUGUGAUUAUUUGAACUGUUGUUAGGAAACAAGUUGUGCUGGCACCGUCUGUAUUCUUAACCA
Molecule: messenger RNA, 1425 nt
Organism: Malaya genurostris
Lineage: Eukaryota; Metazoa; Arthropoda; Insecta; Diptera; Culicidae
Exons: 3
Coding region: 112-1290 (392 amino acids)
Source: RefSeq, a predicted model, not a curated record